AGGACUACCUGUGCUACCAUGCUCCAACCCUCCAGUCCCUCCGUGUCACCACUCUGGAGACAAAAUGAGUGCUGAUUAUUUUGGAUUCUCCUGGUUGCGCAGCGAUCAUCAGCAGAGAAGUAAAAAUGAUGUGGUUCUCAACAAUGCAGCGGAUAUAUCCGUUAUCGUCAUUUACUUUUUGGUUGUUCUCGCAGUGGGAGUAUGGGCUAUGGUUCGAACCAACCGAUCCACAGUGGGUGGAUUCUUCCUGGCUGGACGCAGCAUGGUGUGGUGGCCGAUUGGAGCAUCCCUUUUUGCUAGCAAUAUCGGCAGCGGCCAUUUUGUUGGCAUCGCCGGUACAGCUGCUGCGGGAGGGAUAGCCAUCGGUGGAUUUGAAUGGAAUGCGCUUGUCGUGGUGGUCAUUUUAGGAUGGCUCUUCGUUCCUAUCUAUAUCAAAGCCGGGGUGGUGACCAUGCCAGAGUAUUUGAAGAAAAGGUUUGGAGGCCAGCGCAUUCGUGUCUACCUCUCUGUGCUGUCCCUCUUCCUGUAUGUCUUCACCAAGAUCUCCGCAGACAUGUUCUCAGGGGCUAUCUUCAUCAACCUAGCAUUGGGACUCAACAUCUACCUGGCUGUCAUAUGUCUUCUACUGAUAACUGCUCUGUACACAGUCACAGGGGGCCUGGCCGCAGUCAUCUACACAGACACCCUGCAGACCAUCAUCAUGGUGGUGGGAUCCUUCAUCCUCAUGGGCUUCGCAUUUAACGAGGUGGGGACCUACGACGACUUUCAGAGGCUCUACAUGCAGGCCGUGCCCAACAUCACCGGUAAUAUCAGCGCGGAGUGCUACGAGCCCCACGCCGACUCCUUCCACAUCUUCAGGGACGCCGUCACAGGAAACCCGCCAUGGCCAGGCCUGAUAUUUGGACUGACCAUCCAGGCCGUCUGGUACUGGUGCACGGAUCAGGUGAUUGUCCAGCGCUGCCUCUCGGCCAAGAACCUGUCCCACGUGAAGGCGGGCUGUAUCCUGUGUGGCUACCUGAAGCUCCUGCCCAUGUUCCUCAUGGUGUUCCCCGGCAUGAUCAGCAGGAUCCUCUACCCCAACGAGAUUGCGUGCGUGGAUCCCGCUGAAUGCCUGAAGUUCUGUGACGCCAGCGUGGGCUGCACCAACAUCGCCUACCCCAAGCUGGUGGUGGACCUCAUGCCCAACGGUCUGAGGGGUCUCAUGCUGUCGGUGAUGCUGGCGUCUCUGAUGAGCUCGCUGACCUCCAUCUUCAACAGUGCCAGCACCCUGUUCACCAUGGACAUCUACACCAAGUUCCGCCGCACCGCCUCUGAGAAGGAGCUCAUGCUCGCUGGCAGGGUGUUCAUGCUGGCCCUCAUUGGCGUGAGCAUCGCCUGGAUCCCCAUCGUCCAAUCGGCGCAGAGCGGCCAGCUGUUUGACUACAUCCAGUCCGUCACCAGCUACCUGACCCCGCCCAUCGCCGCCGUCUUCAUUCUCGCCGUCUUCUACAAACGUGUCAACGAAACGGGUGCGUUCUACGGCCUAAUGAUCGGCCUGGCCAUCGGCCUCUCCCGGAUGAUCGCCGAGUUCGCCUUCGGGACGGGAACCUGCGCCCAGCCCAGCGACUGUCCCGAAAUCAUCUGUGGCGUGCACUACCUCUACUUCUCCAUCAUCCUCUUCGUCAUCUCCUGCAUCCUCAUCGUGGGAAUCUCCCUGGCAACCAAGCCUAUCGACGACAAACACUUGUACCGGCUGUGCUGGAGUCUCAGAGACCGUACGGAGGAGCGGAUCGACCUGGAGGAAGAAGACUGGGUCGACAACCAGGACUCGGCCUCCAUGGAUGUGGAAGAGCCGUCGGAGGCGCCCGGCAUAUUCAAGAAGGCCCUGAUGUGCUUCUGUGGCCUGGAGACAGAGAAGGCCCCCCGCCUCAGUGCGGAGGAACAGGCGGAGAUGCAGAGGAAGCUAACGGACACCUCGGAGAAGCCUCUGUGGAGGAACGUCGCCAACGCCAACGCCCUCAUCCUGCUGUGCGUCUGCGUCUUCCUCCACGGCUUCUUCGGCUGAGGACGCCGAUACGUGGAUGCGUUUUUCUCCCUGAGAAUGACCUGAUUGGCAGCCGGUCAGGGGACUGAACUCGGGACAAAGUGAAUCUCUCUCUCUCUCUCUCUCUCUCCAUCUCUCUCUGUCUCUCUCCCUUUCUCUCUCUACCUCUCUGUCUCUCUCUCCCUCUCCCUCUCCCUCACCCUCUCUCUCUCACACUCUCUACCACUCUCUUUAUCU
Molecule: messenger RNA, 2260 nt
Organism: Gadus morhua (Atlantic cod)
Lineage: Eukaryota; Metazoa; Chordata; Actinopteri; Gadiformes; Gadidae
Gene: slc5a1
Product: solute carrier family 5 member 1
Exons: 15
Coding region: 65-2044 (659 amino acids)
Biological process (GO): transmembrane transport; sodium ion transport
Cellular component (GO): plasma membrane
Molecular function (GO): D-glucose:sodium symporter activity
Source: RefSeq, a predicted model, not a curated record